Charadrius vociferus (killdeer) is the source of this 976-nucleotide messenger RNA. It is a transcript of the gene TPPP, whose product is annotated as tubulin polymerization promoting protein. NCBI's taxonomy places the organism in Eukaryota, Metazoa, Chordata, Aves, Charadriiformes, Charadriidae. The record is from RefSeq and is a predicted model, not a curated record. The coding region runs from base 1 to 660 and encodes 219 amino acids. Gene Ontology annotation, biological process: microtubule bundle formation; positive regulation of protein polymerization; microtubule polymerization. The transcript is spliced from 3 exons. Gene Ontology annotation, molecular function: tubulin binding. Gene Ontology annotation, cellular component: microtubule.
AUGGCUGACAAUAAAGCGAAGUCAACCAAACCUGUGAAUAAGACUCCUCCAAAGUCACCUUCAGAUCCAGCAAAGGACCGAGCAGCAAAACGAUUAUCCUACGAUUCAAAUAGCUCCCAUGAGGGAGCUAUGGCAGGAGAAAUAAGUGCUCUGGAAGAGGCCUUUAGAAAAUUUGCCAUCCAUGGUGAUACAAGAGCCACAGGAAAAGAAAUGCAUGGGAAGAACUGGUCAAAGCUAUGUAAGGACUGUCAUGUGAUAGAUGGGAAGAACGUGACAGUUACAGAUGUUGACAUUGUCUUCAGUAAAAUCAAGGGAAAGUCUUCCAGAACUAUCACUUUUGAGCAGUUUAAGGAAGCUCUUCAAGAACUCUCCAAGAAGCGAUUUAAAGACAAGAGUGAUGAGGAAGCAGUUCAAGAAAUAUAUAAACUAAUUGAAGGAAAAGCCCCAAUUAUAUCUGGAGUAACGAAAGCCAUUUCAUCUCCAACUGUAUCACGCCUUACAGAUACAUCAAAAUUCACAGGUUCUCACAAAGAGAGGUUUGAUCCCAGUGGGAAAGGAAAAGGCAAAGCUGGCCGAGAAGAUCUGGUGGAUGCUUCGGGAUAUGUAUCUGGCUAUAAGCAUGCAGGCACAUACGAUCAUAAAGUACAAGGAAGCAAGUAAGGCUGAGGGUUUACAAUAUAGAGGGAGAAAGGGAGGGGGAAAGAGAAUAUAUUUGUCAGAAGGAUGUAGAUGAAUCCCACAUGUUUUGGUUAUUGUGAAUGGUAAGACUAUGUUGUCAAGAAGUUGUUUUCUGGAACUGGAACUGAUUUCAACAUUUGCUGAGCUACUUGCAGCACAACACCACUUCAUUACAUUCCUCAUGCGUAUAUUGGCAAAAAUAAAUAUAUCGGUACAAAAAUUACAUCAUUUUGUUGAGCUUUCGACAAAAGAAAAAAAAAAAGAAAAACAAAGUCAAGAGCAGUUAUACUUUGUCAAU